ACAACCCCCGGCGGCGCGGCUGCAUGCGGGAAGGGGCGAUGGUGGCGGCGGGGGAUGGCAGCGGGCUGCGGGCACAGCCCCGACCUUCACACCCCGGCUGCCCAGCCCGGGGUGGGGAUUCACUCCUCCGGGCACGGCAGGAUGCUCCGCCGGCCGGGAGCAUCUCGCACCAGCCUUUUCCAAAGGAGGGAAAGGCGGGGAGGAAGGAGAAACUUAACGUAGGCUGUUCCUUGCCGCUGCCUUCUCCUUCCAUCAGCGGCUCCGCAUACGGGCGCUGGCCUAUUAAUAGUGUUUAUUUUUACUCACUGCACGCAAAAAAGAAAGGGCUGCGGGAGGGGGGGCUGAGGGGCUGCGCUAUAAAUAGGUAGCAAAGGUGGCCGUGCCCCGGGGAGGGGAGGAGGAGGGGGCGGCCGGCUCCUCGCCGGGUGCGCAGUGGCUGCGGACCCUGCACGGAGCCGGGCGCACGGAGGCGGCUGCGGGCAGCGCGGUGAUGAGCCGUGCUCGGCCUCAGCCCGGCGGGAGAUAGCGCCCAGGGCGAUGCUGCACGGCCCCGCCGCCAUGGGGGAGCCGUGGCCGCCGCAGCCGCAGCAGCAGCGGCUCCCGGGGCUCGGCAACGCCUCGGAGCCCCCCGCCUGGCCCUCGGCGGCGGCGGCCGGGCCGGGCACGGCGGCGCCGGGCGGCGGGGCCGCGGCCGCGGGGUCCGUGAGCCCCUGGGACAUCGCGCUGUGCGCCACGGGCACGGCGGUGGCGGGCGAGAACGCGCUGGUGCUGGCCGUGCUGUUCUACACGCCGAGCCUGAGGGCGCCCAUGUUCCUGCUGAUCGGCAGCCUGGCGCUGGCCGACCUGCUGGCCGGGCUGGGGCUGGUGGCCAACUUCGCCGUGCGCUACCUGCUGCGGCCGCCCAGCGAGGCGGCGGAGCUGGCGGCGGCGGGGCUGCUGCUGGCCGCCUUCUCCGCCUCCGUCUGCAGCCUCCUGGCCAUCACCGUGGACCGCUACCUGUCGCUGUACAACGCGCUCACCUACCACAGCGAGCGCACGCUGGGCUUCACCUGCGCCAUGGUGCUGCUGAUGUGGCUGCUGUGCCUGGGCGUGGGGCUGCUGCCGCUGCUGGGCUGGAACUGCCUGCGGGACCAGAGCUCCUGCAGCAUCCUGCGGCCCGUCACCAAGGACAACGCGGCCGUGCUGGCCGUCACCUUCCUGCUGCUCUUCGCCCUCAUGAUGCAGCUCUACCUGCAGAUCUGCAAGAUCGCCUUCCGGCACGCCCAGCAGAUCGCCGUGCAGCACCAGUUCAUCGCCACGGCGCAGGCCACCUCCACCCGCAAAGGGCUCUCCACGCUGUCGCUCAUCCUCGGCACCUUCGCCCUGUGCUGGAUCCCCUUCGCCAUCUACUCGCUGGUGGCCGAUUCCAGCUACCCCGCGGUGUACACCUACUCGCUGGCGCUGCCCGCCACCUGCAACUCGCUCAUCAACCCCAUCAUCUACGCCUUCAGGAACCCGGACAUCCAGAAGUCGCUCUGGCUGGCCUGCUGCGGGUGCAUCCCUUCCACGUUCUCCUCCAGACCAAGGACAUCCAGCGACGUGUGAGGACUGAGCACGGAGCCAGAGGUGCUCGCUGGCUCUCCUGCUCCUUCUCUUUUCCCCCUCUGUCGUUAUUGUCUCCUGCCGGGAGGAGUCCCCUCCCCGGUCAGCACAUCUCGUUCCAUGGAAAGAUGGCCAAAAAGAGAGAGAGAGAGAGAAAAAAAAAAGGCAAAAGAGAAAAGGAAAGAGAGAGAGUAGAAUGAUAAUGGUUUCCUUUAGAAAUGUUAUUUUCUUACACAUUUUAUUUUUUAUUUAAAAACACAAAACACCAAAAAAAAAAAAAGAAAGAAAGAAAAAAAAGACAAAGCAAAGCAAAGGGAUCCUCGCACGAUGGCGUUUGUCUGCUCUCGGGGUAAGGAGCCAGGGGAGCAGCGGGGGGUCCCACAUCCCAUGGGAAGCCACAGGAGGGGGGCGGGCAGGGAGGUGUCGCGUCCCCCGGCGGGGCUGGUCCCCACGCGCGGGGUGGCCAUGCCCACCCCCCGAAUUCAGGGCCUGCGAUGCUAUGCAAUAAAGGGGAGGAGAGCUCGGCCCGGGGAGCGCGGGCAGGGGAGCCGGGCUCUGCCCGCGCCGCUGGGGCCGGAGCAGCUUGGAGGAGCUGCGGCUGGAAGGCACUCUAGGUGUGGCUGUCGCAGGGGUGGGGGCGCCCAGGGAAUCUUUCUCUCAUUCCCCUCCACCUCCCCCCAAAAUGUGGCCGGGGCAGCGCCGGCGAGGUGAGGGCAGCGGGGGUGCCCUGCACCCCAAAGCCCGGAGGCCAAGGAAGGGCUCUCCGUGUCCAGCCGGGCAGUGGGGUGUUGCUUCCCCCCCUUCCACGCGAGUUGUUUACAUGGGGUGGGGUUUUCAUCCAAAGAGGGCUCCGGGCUUGCUGGAGUCCCCGAGAGAGGAGCCUCUGUCACCGCGGUGUCAUUGCUGAUGCUGCCGCUUUACCUGGGAGAAGCGCCAGCCCCGACACCCCCGUGCUGUGUGCUGUGCUUUGUGGUGUCGGUGAGGCCGUGAUGAAGUGUCCUUUUUCCUGUGCUUGCUUUUGGCCGGGGGGUGGAAUCGUGCAUUCACUGAUAGAGGAAGGGAGACCCCAGCAAUGCCCGGAGAGGGGGCAGGGCCGGGGUGGGACACCCGGGGUGGCUCCGGGCACAGGGGGGUGCUGCCCGGGGUCCUGGCAUGGGGGGCUUGGGACACCCUCCAGCAGCUGGGUCUGGUACCCAAACAUUCUGCUUUGCUGUGGAGAAAUUGUUGUGAUGUUGGAGAGGGACUUGGGCAAAGGUGAGCAGUGACAGGACACAGGGAACGGCUCCCACUGCCAGGGGGCAGGGAUGGGUGGGAUAUUGGGAUAUUGGGUAGGAAUUGUUCCCUGGCAGGGUGGGCAGGCCUGGCACAGGGUGCCCAGAGCAGCUGUGGCUGCCCCUGGAUCCCUGGCAGUGCCCAAGGCCAGGCUGGAGCAGCCUGGGACAGUGGGAGGUGUCCCUGCCAUGGCAGGGGUGGCACUGGGUGGGCUCUGAGGUCCCUCCCAACCUGUAACAUUCCGUGAGUCUGUGAUAGUGGAAGAAAUGUUCUUGCUGUGUGUGGCUGCAGAGGGUACAGAGUCACUUUCUGGCUGGGUACAGGCAGAUCCAGGUGGGUUUUGUCCCUGGGUCUGGCAAUGAAUCUCUGGCUCCUCAGAGCCAAGUGCACAAGAGAAAGCUCUGAGGUUCCCAAGUGUGCCUGGGCUUGGACUUUUUGUCUGCCUGUGAGAGGUGGCCAGUCUUGGAGUUUUUAUGUUUUGUGGGUUUGGGGUUUUUUUUCCAUUUCCUUUCUCUGAUGAAUACCUUGGAGAAUGGGCAGUUGGCACAAUGUGGAAUCAGUGUAAGUUUUAAAGUAAAUAUAUAUGUAAGACUAAUAUUUAUACAACACUUUACUCAUUCUGUUUCUUCUGGUUUCUUAAGUGCAGCAAGGUCCCUGCAGUUCCUCAGUGUGAAAACUCAAUAGCUUAAACCCUUUUUGAAACAUUGUGAACAUUUGAAAUGUUUUUAUACAACCACCCUAGCUAGAAGUCAGGAUUUGUUUCUCUGGGCAGCUCAUUUUGUAUCUUUAGAUGAAAGGUAGUUUAACUAAUCAGCUCCAGAGAAACCUUGGCACAAAAAAAGUUGCAUUUUCUUGGCUUACCAGUAAAUUCCCCCUUGCUGAAGAGCUUGAUUUUAACAAUGUUCUUUUUGGAGUUUAGCUGCUUACAUAAAAUGUGUCUCAGUUUGAGGGAUACACUGGUAAACUUCACCAAAGUCAAAUGAGGACCAAUGAAAAAAUUCUCCCUGUGAUUCUUUUCCACAGCAAGAGGAGAAAGAUUUGGGAUGUGAGGAGCUGAGCUGAGGACACAGCCCCUGCCAGAGUGAGGUUAAGAGCAGGUGGGGCUGUCCUCCCUGGGGCUCACCCAGACACUUUUAGAGCCCCUUUGGCACAGGCAAACUCUGAGUUCUGGUCCCUGAGUGCCCCGACCCAGCUCACAGUCAGCUCCAGGAUGUGGCACGAGCCUAUUCCAUGCUCAGAAUUCCUGUAAAAUAAGGAUCUCAUUUCUUUUUGUGCAAUGGUAUAGCACCUCUCUCUUUGGGAUGUUAAAGCUGCCCAUGGAAGCUGCUGAAAACUCUUGUCAGGUUUCAGGAAAAGUCUUAAGAAAUCUCCUCUAAAAAACCCCCAUUUUGAUAAAUUGGCAUUUUUACAGUCAUUCCCCUAAAUAAAAAUAGUGCAAUUUCCAGGUGUUGUUUUUGCUGUUUUUCCUCUCCUGUUUUAUCAGAGGAAAUGAGAAGUGAAGAAGAGGAUAAGGAGGUUUAGGUUCACCUGCCACGCGUUGCCUUGUGGAAACCUCUGACCAUUUUACUGCACCUUUCCUGCAGAGCUUUGCCUUUGUUUUGGUUUUGUUUGCCAUAGAGAAAACCUUUUACUGGGAAACCUUGGAGUGGCAAUGUUGGACAUCAGGGGCUGAUGGAUUUUGGAGCCUCCCCAUGCUGAACUCCAGGAAAGUGGAUUUAAAACCUGAAAUCACUUGCUGAGGCAGCCUUGCUGUGUGCAGGGUGGGAACGUCCUGGUGCUUGGGGCUGAUUUUGGGGUGUUUAGGAUGGAAUUCAGGGCUUUAGGAUGGCGUUCUGCUGCCAUAAAGAGGGAGCAGCUCCCAUGAAUGUGAUGGAAUCCCAUGUGGAUGAGGCACCAGUGGUGAGGGAACCACCAAAAGCAAAAUGGGGUUUCCAGCUGGUGGAUGCUCUGUGGAUUCCCUGAGGAUCCAAAACUCGGUGAAAAGAGCCCAGCAGCCCCUCUCCACCUCCUGGGCACCACCAGAAGGACACAGAGCAACUGGAGUACAUCCAGUGCUCCACGUUUCCUGGUGCUGGAUGUGCUGGGAGGCCUCCUCCACCUGGGACUCUGUAUCUCUGUAAAACUGAGGGCUCUGGAAGCCUCUGAUUUAAUGACUGUGCUUUUCAGCUGAGACGAGGGGAUGGUGGCAGUCCUGCAAAGCACGGGGUCUUUGGCUUGUUGGGAAUUUGCAGAUGUCCUCUGAUGUCCACAGAGUCCCCUGGGUGGGAGCUGGAGCUGCCUGGACAGGGCUGCUGCUCUUUGGUUGGGAACAAACCCCUCCCUGUCCUCACCCUGGCCAGGACCUUGCCACUGCAUCUUCAAACUCUGAGCUUUUGAUAAAGGAUGAGAGGCCAGAGCCAGGCUGGGAUUGGACUCUUGUCACUUCUGGACUCUCCAGCUGCUGGUUUGGAUCCACAGCAGCAGAAAUGGGCAGAAAACUGGUCCUGAGUAAUUACAGGUGGCACCCAACCAGCCCUGAGCCUGUGGCAGGGAUUAACACAGCCAGGGAAAUGAAUCCAGGCUUAUUUACUGAUUUAUUUACAGGUUUCUGGGUGCCUUUGGCUUUUCCACCACAAGCUGGUGGCCAGCAGAAUGUAGAGGUGAAAAGGUUUUGGUGCUGGUGCUUGGCUGGUUGAGUGGAGAGGGCGAGGAGGAAAGAAGGAGCAAACAUUCCUCAAAUACACUGUGACAAGGCCAGGGCCACCGUGGGGUGGGAUGUAACCACAGCUGCCCUGAGGUUUGUGGAGAUGUGCCAGGGCUGGGGGGAGCUUGUGCAUUUACAACAAGCUCUCGUCCCUGCCCCAGCAUGAGAAAUUAAAAAAAAAAGUACAAAAAACCCUAUUAAAAUUUAUAAAUUCUACCAACAAAGCUGCUUAUUUUGAGCAAAGUUUUAUUUUGGGCUUUGUUUCCUUUUUUCCUUUUCCCUUUUGGUCAGUUUGGGACUCUGAGCAGUGAAAAUGUCUCUCUUUAACCAGCUUCAUGUCAGUAACCAGCAGUAAAGAUUCCAAGGUCUCAGUCCUGAUGUGGCAGCUCCAGUCUGCUCACAUCAAAGAGUUUUAAUUGAACCUGGAAUGAACCCCCAAGAAACCAUUACUGUUCUCAUUAGGUGAUGAAGUAUCUCUUUCUUGUAAAAGCAUCAAAUUUGGGGUGGGCAGACCUUUUAAAAGGCCAUUGGUACUCACUUGUAUUGGUGUGUCCUGACCAGCAUCAAGACCCACAUCAUUGCUAACGAAGAAUUAACAGCUCACUUCUAAUUGUCGGGAAUAAUUGUUGGAUGCACAUGGUAUUUCCUUGUAAUUCCUCUCAGCCUCCCCUCGUGGUGAGGUGAGGCAGCUCCACUUGGACCCUCUGUAGCUCUUCUGUUGUCAGUGCAGCUGCCCCUACAAGAUCCCCCCAACCUGUCCCUGGAUUCCCGGGAACAGAGCUCUGCCAUUCCCUGGAAAACUGCAGCACAGAGCAGCACAGAGAGGAAAGGGGCUUUUCAGCAGGAACACCCCACUCUGAGGGCGCUGUGGGGCCCUUUAGGCCCUGCCUUGGAGGGGUGUGAGCUGUCUCCAGCUCCUUCAGGAAUCCUGCCCAGUGCCAGGAGCAGCCGAGUGGGCUCCAGGGUGAUCCCUCCCUGCUGAGGGGCACUGACAGCACCUCGUGUCCCUGGCCACUGACACCACAAGCACAGGUUUAUGGUCUCACUGCAGGCUCUGGGAGCUGGAAAACAGCUGGAAAACAGCUGGAAAACAGCUGGAAAACAGCUGGCUCAUCCUAGGAAAUUCCAGCUGGGCAGGGGCUCCAGCCCUGGGCGCUGCAGCACAGGGACAAGGACAGGCUGCAGGCUGCUGUCCCUUGGGAGCAGGUCAGAGCACACCAGCCCCAGGAUAGAGCAUCCUCCCGGGACAGGGAACCCUCCAGCCCCCAGGCAGGGAUGAGUUCCUGGUGGCCAAGCCCAGCAGGAACCCGGCAGAGGCAGAGCCUGCUCUGUGCUCACCCCUGGGGCUCCUGCCACAGCACAGACGGGGGAAUCAAUCACCCCAUUCCCUGCCACCUGAUCUCCCAGGAAUGAGGCCACCCCACAGCAGUCAGGACAGCGCCUUGUUUGCUGUCAGUGCUGUCGUGAGCCUUUAAACUUGGGUGGGAAAGCUGAUCUCAAAGGAAAUGUACAGUUAUCAUGCAGUUAUGGUCAAAUCAAGCCCCUUCGAUGCACUUUAUGAACGAGUGAAAACAAAUCAAUGCUGUUAUUGCACUGUAUCUCUAUUGUGUAUAAUAUUAUACAUUCAUCUGUAAGAGUAAUUUAUUUUUAUUACUGUAAAUAAAACUGUUAAAGUGA
Molecule: messenger RNA, 7213 nt
Organism: Passer domesticus (house sparrow)
Lineage: Eukaryota; Metazoa; Chordata; Aves; Passeriformes; Passeridae
Product: G-protein coupled receptor 12-like
Exons: 2
Coding region: 538-1584 (348 amino acids)
Biological process (GO): regulation of metabolic process; adenylate cyclase-activating G protein-coupled receptor signaling pathway
Cellular component (GO): cytoplasm; plasma membrane
Molecular function (GO): G protein-coupled receptor activity
Source: RefSeq, a predicted model, not a curated record